Sceloporus undulatus (fence lizard) is the source of this 1326-nucleotide messenger RNA. It is a transcript of the gene FAM228B, whose product is annotated as family with sequence similarity 228 member B. The transcript is spliced from 11 exons. The record is from RefSeq and is a predicted model, not a curated record. Bases 355 to 1299 code for a protein of 314 amino acids. Lineage: Eukaryota; Metazoa; Chordata; Lepidosauria; Squamata; Phrynosomatidae.
GGGAGGGAAGCAAGGAAGGGGGAGUGCUGCUGCCCCCGAAAGGGGAGGGCUGGGAAGGGGGCAUGGAGGCCCCGGGGGACACGGAGGGGCCCUUCACAUCCACACCGAGAGAGUCCCCUCCUCCUUCUCCUCCGCCCCCCGGAGCCCCCGCAAAGGACUGAGUCAUCAACAUCAUCUAGUAGUGAAAGUUCAGGUGAAGACUGGCUUAUAAAGGUUUGCUGUCCAGGAGCUCGGCAUCGAUAUCGUAGAUAUGCUAAAUACCGAAAGCCUAAAAAGACUGGAUUCCUACAUAAUUUAGAUGAAGAAGAUGGUGAAACAAAACCAAUAAAAUGGAGACCUAUUACAUCUUACCAGAUGUUCACAGGAGUACCAAAACAGGAGAGUUCAGAAUUGCAAUGGCUUAUAAGACUUCGUUGUCCAAGGGCCGAGAUGGAGGAGAUGAUACCAGAUGCAAAACAAUCUCUUCCAGCAGCUUCUACAUCUUUAAGCCGAUCACCAAGCAAGACAAGAAGUCCUCAAACUGGAGGGUUAAAAAUUUCAGAUAGCUGGCUGAAACAGAAACAUUUUUCUCUUGCCCAGGCUCUAGUUAAUGAAAGACAGAAUGUUGGUUCUACCCAGUCCCUGUUGGAAAAGGAAAAUUGCUUUAUCAGGGAAGUAGACAGGUAUUUGAAGCACAGUGAUUUUUUAGCCCUAAGGAGGAAGGAAAUGUUGUACAAGAAAUGGUUUGAGAAUGUUUCAAGACCACUACUCCAGACAAUUCAGGACAAAAUUGACAAGCAGUCAAGCGAAGAAAUAGAGGAAAGGAAGCGAAAACAGCUCUCCCUUUACUUAAACUACUGUAACAAGAAGGGUGGUGCAUUUUUAGAAAGUUACAAUCCUUCAUCUUAUGAUCCUUUCUUCCUGAAGACUUGUACAGAUGUUUGGAAGGUAUCAGUUCCACUUUUACAUGAUCCCUUGUUAAAGGAUAUAAGAAGAAGAUACCUUGAGGCUGGCAUUAUCCAACAGUGUGAUACAGGAAGAAUAUUCUCUCCCAAAGAGAUGAAUGAACUCCAUAAAGUUGAGCUGCCACUUCUUCCUUUGAGUCGACAGCUUAUGAGUCCAGUAGAUUGGCAGAAAGUUCCAUCUGGAUAUAUGGAAAGUGAAGUUCGUGUGAAAAGUCGGCGAAAAAUGCUCCCAACUAGAAAUGAAAGUACUAUGGAUUUCAGAAGCUGGGCUGAUACAUCCUGCUCUUCAGCAAACAAGAGACGCAUCUCUGCCAGGAAACCAGAUGCUGCUCCUACAUCCAGUUCAUCAAUUUGAAAAUAACCAAUAAAAUCUGCUUCCUAA